CUACUAAUUACCUCGAGCGAGCUCGAGGUGGAAGAUGUCGUCGUCGCGCGGGCGCGUGCUUGCCCACGCUGGCGGCCUAGCUCCCUGGACUCCUUCGGUUGAGCGCAGCGUCGCCUCCCUUCCCCCAGUCGUGCGCCGCCGCCGCCGUCUCCGCAACCACCACCAGGCGCCGGCGCCGAUGCCGAUGGAUAUCUUGGGCCAAUCAAUCCCGACCAUCGCCUCCCUCUUUGGGCUUACUUUACAUGGGCUUUGUGAUGGGCCUGGCCCACAAAAUUACCCCCAUCACUAUCAGUCUCUCCUUCCCCUUCCUCACACGAAUCGAAUCGGACUCGGGAGCCCUUCCGCCGCCGCCGCCGCCCCGAUGUUGGGACACCUCCGGCGAUCCUCCCAACGACUGCCCGUAGCCAACCUCGCCGUAUACUCGAUCCAGAGUUCACAUAUUGAGUUCAUAGCCGGCUGGUGUAGAAACCAUUCUACCAGGAAUUUCUCUGUAGAUACAAGUAAUAAAGUUUCCAACGAUCGGGGGUAUCAAUCAAGGGAGUUGAAACCAAGCCUUGUGAAGGAUGAUGUUGCAAUCAUCAAACACAUACAAAACAGUACAAAGGAAUUGAAACAAGGGCCAGUUGGGAAAAAUCUAUCAUCGGCAGAGAAAAGGAAAUUUCUUGUCAACACUCUGCUUGACCUGGAAGAUUCAAAAGAAGGUGUUUACAGCACUCUGGAUGCUUGGGUUGCCUUUGAACAGGAGUUUCCUGUGGCCUCGUUAAAGCAAGCACUUGUAGCUCUUGAAAAGGAGGAACAGUGGCAUAGAAUCGUCCAGGUGAUAAAAUGGAUGCUGAGUAAAGGACAAGGGAAGACUAUCAGAACAUAUGAGCAAUUAGUGUGUGCGCUUGAGAAGGACAACAGAGCAGAUGAAGCUUGCAGAAUCUGGGAGUUGAAGAUAGCCCAUGAUCUACAAUCAGUUCCAUGGCGGUUUUGCCGUCUUAUGUUGGGUAUUUACUACAGAAAUAAUAGGCUAGAUACGCUUGUCAAGCUCUUCAAGAAUCUUGAAGCAUGUGGUCGUAAACCUCCAAGCAAAGAUAUUGUACGGAAAGUUGAAGACACAUAUGAAAUGCUUGGUCUAGUAGAGGAGAAAAAGGAAUUGCUUGAGAAAUACAAGGAAUUGUUUGACAAGCCAUCAAGUAAUGAUAGAAAGAAAGGGCGGCAGUUCAAAAAGGCUGAGAAGAACACGAAAACCGGCUAGACAUGUAGUGAUGCCUGCACCUCUAAAAUCUACAGCAUCGAGCUUCCAGGAUGGCAUAAGCUUAGAGCUUCACAGUGCAGGUUGGAAACAUCUGAAUAUCUGCCAGUCUCUUGCCCUUGAGUUUCACAAUGCAAGUAUGUAUCCCCCGGAAAAAAAAAAUAGAGUAUGUACGGUAGUACAGUUGUUGGAAUAUAAAGCUGUGAUCAUUGUUUCCUACAACUGUCGCUUCAAGCAUUGUUGUCAUUCCUUUUGCCUCCGUCCAGAUUUGUUUCUGACAGUGUAUCCAUACUCAGAUCAGAGCCUGAUGUGAUGCAGCAAGCAAUGGUAUUUGCUAUGCCCUCUGAAUGUUAAUACAUCCCGUAUUUUUUAACUGAUGCUUCCAACAAAACACUGCUCUGAAUGUUAA
Oryza sativa Japonica Group (Japanese rice) is the source of this 1646-nucleotide messenger RNA. RefSeq names its product pentatricopeptide repeat-containing protein At4g18975, chloroplastic. Gene Ontology annotation, molecular function: protein binding. Lineage: Eukaryota; Viridiplantae; Streptophyta; Magnoliopsida; Poales; Poaceae. The record is from RefSeq and is a predicted model, not a curated record.